AUGGAGACAAACGGCGCAGGGUCGCCGCAGUCGAAUACAUUCUGGGAGUGGAAAUCUCCGUUGCCGUACGUUUUUAUAAGCUUAGGUUUAGCGUUCGGAAUCAUUCUCGUGGCGAUCAUCAUCCUCGCUUGUUCCCUGCACAAGCAAUCCUCCGGCGCCGGCGCCGGCGCCGGCGACGGUGACGAGAAAUCAGGAUCGUCGCCGGUGAGCCGGAGCGCGGAGAUGAGCCCCAGUUUCAUCGUCGUCAUGGCCGGCGACGCUAAACCCACCCACAUCGCCAUUCCCCUUCCUUCUAGCUUCAUCAACAAAGCUCCAUGUUGUGAUCAUUAA
Ipomoea triloba (trilobed morning glory) is the source of this 330-nucleotide messenger RNA. RefSeq names its product protein GLUTAMINE DUMPER 2-like. The transcript has a single exon. NCBI's taxonomy places the organism in Eukaryota, Viridiplantae, Streptophyta, Magnoliopsida, Solanales, Convolvulaceae. The coding region runs from base 1 to 330 and encodes 109 amino acids. Gene Ontology annotation, biological process: regulation of amino acid export. The record is from RefSeq and is a predicted model, not a curated record.